AUGUGGAAUGCUACAAUAACAAUGUCGACUGUAAGUCAACCUAAUUCAACAACAACAACCAAUUCCACAAACGAUCCUAAAUCAGAUACAUCAAAUGACACGGGGACGGAAUCACUUACAUGGAUUUCAUGGUUCUGUUCACUAUCAGGUCAUGAAUAUUUUGCAGAAGUAGCAGAAGAAUUUAUAGAAGAUGAUUUUAAUUUGACCGGAUUAAAUUCAAUGGUGCCGUUUUAUAAAGAAGCAUUAGAAAUGAUUUUGGAUGUUGAACCUGAUAGUUUAAGAGUACCGGAUGUUUCAAUUGUUGAAACUUCGGCAGAAUUAUUAUAUGGGCUAAUACAUCAACGAUAUAUUAUAACACGUCAAGGAUUACAGCAGAUGGCAAGACAUUUUGGUACUUGUCCAAGAGUAUUUUGUCAGACAUGUCCUGUUAUACCAUGUGGUAGAAGUGAUAUGCCAGGAGUAGAAACUGUCAAAUUAUUUUGUCCAAAUUGUCUUGAUUUAUAUAAUCCUUUAAGUUCAAGAUUUUAUAAUGUUGAUGGUGCAUUCUUUGGAACAACAUUUCCUCAUCUACUUUUUCAACAAUAUCCAGAUUUAAUUCCAAAUUCACAAGCGAUAAUUUAUGAGCCAAAAAUUUUUGGAUUUAAAGUUAACGAGAGAAGUCGCACAGGACCAAGGAUGCAAUGGCUAAGAAUGCGGCCAGGUUGA
Entrophospora candida is the source of this 705-nucleotide messenger RNA. Lineage: Eukaryota; Fungi; Glomeromycota; Glomeromycetes; Entrophosporales; Entrophosporaceae. The record is from the annotation of a GenBank genome assembly.